Messenger RNA from Callithrix jacchus (white-tufted-ear marmoset), 3267 nucleotides. RefSeq names its product mitochondrial elongation factor 2 (gene MIEF2). Gene Ontology annotation, biological process: mitochondrion organization; positive regulation of mitochondrial fission. Gene Ontology annotation, cellular component: mitochondrial outer membrane. Lineage: Eukaryota; Metazoa; Chordata; Mammalia; Primates; Cebidae. The record is from RefSeq and is a predicted model, not a curated record.
CCGGGAGGGUUUGGGAACCAAGGCCCGCGUUCGAAUCCCAGCCCGGCCCCCUUCCCCUCUUGGUCUCUCGGUUUCCCUGCGAACAGGGCGUCACCCGCUCACCUAGGGCUGCUGCGCGGCCCGCUCAGCCCAGGCCCAGGGCAGGCAGAUUUGACGGAGGAGGAGGAAGGCCAGAGGGCCUCCAGGGCACCGGUGCGCAAACUCGGGUUAUUUUCAGCCACCGGUGCCCUCUCCCGCUUCUAGGACCUGGAAGGCUGUGGGCUGAGGCCUGUGCGACCCCGCAAGCGGUGGGUCUGAGUCCCAAUUUAGACAGGUUGGGAAUAUUUAAAGCGCUUUACAGUUUGCAAAGUAGAUUCCUGGUCUCUCUGGGGUCGGGUGGCAGUAUUGAUCCCCGUGUCACGAAUGAGGAGGCUGAAACCGGCCCUGGGGCCGUAGCGGGUCACCCGUUUGGCCUGGGAUCGCCCCAGAGAACGUCUUAUUUUUAGUCUGGGGCGAAUGGGCGGGUGUCCGGGGCUGAGUCACACAGCACUUCAGGCUUCAGCUACUGCAGGCAUCUGGUCACCUGGCAACUGAGCCCCUGGCACCCACACUCUGGCAGGGCAGGUAGAAGUCCUUGGUGCCCGGGCAGGCUGUGACCUCAUGGUCAUCUGCUCAGGCCUCUCUGGGAGAGUUCUGCAUGUCGUCUGAUGUCCUAAGGUCACAGCGCCGCUCAGCUCCCAGGAACUGAGGGCAGUGUCCGGCUCGCAGAACGUGAGGCUGGGGGUUGGUGGACUGGGCCGCAGGAGAUCUUUGCCUCCACCUCCCAAGUGCAGGGCCCCACCCAACCACACACUGCUGCCCAUGCCAUCUUACAGGCAGACCAUGGCAGAGUUCUCCCAGAAACGGGGGAAGCGGCGUGGCGAUGAGGGGCUGGGCAGCGUGGUGGACUUCCUCCUGGCCAAUGCCCGUCUGGUGCUGGGCGUGGGCGGGGCUGCUGUGCUGGGCAUUGCCACCCUGGCCGUGAAGCGGUUCAUUGACAGGGCCACUAGCCCACGGGACGAGGAUGACACCAAGGGAGACAGCUGGAAGGAACUGAGCCUGCUCAAGGCCACGCCACACCUGCAGCCCCGGCCUCCACCGGCUGCCCUCAGCCAGCCCAUGUUGCCCUUGAUCCCCUCGCCUUCUGCCCCAGAGGAGCCUGCAGAAACUGAUCUUCAGGUGACACUACAGCUCAGCUCCCCAACACCGCUGUGUCUGACACUGCAGGAGAGGCUGCUGGCCUUCGAGCGGGACCGUGUGACCAUCCCAGCAGCCCAGGUGGCUUUGGCCAAACAGCUGGCUGGCAACAUUGCCCUGGAGCUGCAGGCCUACUUUCGGAGCAAGUUUCCAGAACUGCCCUUUGGGGCACUUGUGCCUGGGGGGCCACUCUACGAUGGGCUGCAGGCAGGGGCUGCUGACCAUGUGCGUCUCCUGGUGCCACUGGUACUGGAGCCAGGCCUGUGGAGCCUGGUGCCGGGCGUGGACACUGUGGCGAGGGACCCUCGCUGCUGGGCCGUGCGCAGGACUCAGCUGGAGUUCUGCCCCAGAGGGAGCAGCCCCUGGGACCGCUUCCUGGUGGGGGGCUACCUCUCCUCCCGCAUCCUGCUGGAGCUGCUGCACAAGGCGCUGGCUGCCUCCGUCAACUGGCCGGCCAUCGGCAGCCUGCUUGGGUGCCUGAUCCUACCCAACGUGGCCUCGGAGGAGCUGCUGCUAGAGGUGCAGCACGAGCGCCUGGAGCUCACUGUGGCCGUGCUUGUGGCAGUCCCUGGGACCAAGGCUGAUGACCACCUCCUCCUGGCCUGGCCCCUGGAGGGGCUGGCGGGGAACCUCUGGCUCCAGGACCUGUAUCCAGUGGAGGCUGCCAGGCUGCGAGCCCUGGAUGACCGUGAUGCUGGGAUCCGCCGGCGGCUGCUGCUGCUUCUGUGUGCUGUCUGCCGUGGCUGCCCGGCCCUGGGGCAGCUGGGCCGGGGCCACCUGACCCAGGUGGUCCUGCGUCUGGCAGAGGACAACGUGGACUGGACGGAGGCGGCCUUGGGCGAGCGCUUCCUGCAGGCUCUGGAGCUGCUCAUCGGCAGCCUGGAGCAGGCCAGUCUGCCCUGCCACUUCAACCCCAGCGUGAACCUCUUGAGCAGCUUGCGGGAGGAAGAGAUUGACGACCUUGGCUAUGCGCUGUACAGUGGCCUGCAGGAGCCCGAGGGGCUGCUCUAGGUGGGUGGGAACAGGUGACUGGCAUGUUUUCUGAUGCUGGGGAGCUGUGCCCACCUCCCUUGCAGGGAUUUGAAGAGUUUUUUUUCUAGCUUUCAGCCAGAACAAAAGAGGGUAGCUUACUUAAACCCACGGCACUGGUAUGUGCUUGGGCUAUGGUAACUGUAAACCCUGAGCCCAGAGAGCUUGGGUCACUGUCACCUGAAUGUGGCUGGGCUGCCUCAGGCAGCUUGGAGUGCCAGCCAUUCAUGAAAGCACCCUUUCAACCCUGGGGGCCAACCGCAGGACCUUGGCUCUGUCCAUCACCAGCAACGAAUCCACUGAUAAAAUGUGGAUUCUGCCAUCCUGGGUAGGGAUGAAGGCCAGCUUUCCAUUUCUGCUGAGAGAAGGUGACUUCACGCUUUCUCCGGCCCCAGCUCCAGGUGUUUUGAGGCGUCCAGUGCCCCUGGUGGUAGGUAUGGUGUGUUCUGUUCCCCAGGGGCUGGAGUCACCUGGUGCCCCUAAAGGACAAUUUUUUAGCUGUUAAAGGGUGGUGUUUUCCUGCUCUCUUCUGUGUGUUUAGUUUUCUUGCUGUGUUCUCGAGCCCUGGAGCAGUAGCUCAGUGUCACUUUCCACCCACCUGAUAACUCAGGACAAGGGCCCUUUUCCCUCCAACCAGGUGAGUGUUUUCUUCAGGCAGCCGAGGGCCCUGGGGGAGCCCCCUCCUUCCCGGGGGAGUUGAGGCCCUGAGCUGCACUCCCUACCCCACAGCUGGGGCAUCCCACUGGAGCUGUUCCAGGCCCCACUGGAGAGGAGGGGACCUGCCUCCCCACCAGAGAGGUCCAGCCCACAGAGCCGGCCUCCCACCGUGCCAAAAUCAAUUGCUCUCAGCUGAUGUCUGUAUUCUGACUUUGAAGCCUGUUAGAGGUAAAACGGGGUGCUAGAGGAGGGAGAUUCCACCUCCCCUCCCAAGUGACCCUCCUCCUGCCUCUGGUAUCCUUCCUGCUGAAACAAAGCUCUGCUUCGAAGAUGUGAACAAGAAUAAAAAGAAAACAUUCUAAUGUA